AUGCCGUCGGUGGGUCUGGGCACCCUGAAACCGAUUUUUCGACACAUCGGCUCCGCGUCUCAGUACAAUAAUGAGGACCAGGUCGGCGAGGCAGUGCGGGAUUCGGGGCUCUCGCGCGAGACCGUCUGGAUCACCACCAAGGUGGACAACCCCUGGCACCACCGCGUAGUGGAGUCGGUGGAUCAGUCCCUGGCCGCGGUGGGAUUCGAUUGCAUCGAUCUUUUUCUCAUGGACUGGCCCAUCGCCGAGAUUCAGCGCGUCCUCGCUUCGGGCCGCGUGCCCAAUAUCGGGGUGUCCAAUCUUGGCAUCCGAAGCAUGGAAAAGCUGCCGUCCCAUUCGGAGUGCCAUGUAGUUCCGGCUGUGAGCCGGAUCGAGCUGCACGCAUGCUGCCUAUGCGACCGCUUGGUAGACUUCUGCCGGCAACGAGGGAUCCAUUGCACGGCCUAUUCGCCGCUGGCCUUUGGCUUGCUCCAGCUGUACGAGCGCGCGUCCAAGACGCCACAGAAAAUCCUGUAG
Messenger RNA from Aspergillus candidus, 516 nucleotides. Its product is annotated as NADP-dependent oxidoreductase domain-containing protein. NCBI's taxonomy places the organism in Eukaryota, Fungi, Ascomycota, Eurotiomycetes, Eurotiales, Aspergillaceae. Gene Ontology annotation, molecular function: aldose reductase (NADPH) activity. The transcript is spliced from 3 exons. The record is from RefSeq and is a predicted model, not a curated record. Gene Ontology annotation, cellular component: cytosol. The coding region runs from base 1 to 516 and encodes 171 amino acids.